CAUAUGAAAACUGGAAGAUGUCGAGGUGAGCGUGAGUGCCUCUGUUUCGGAAAACCGAUCUGCUACCCUCAUCUUCAAUAAAGACCAAUCAUACCACAUCCUACCUUCCCUCCCUCAUCUCUCCCUAACCAAUAUCAUCCUCAGAGAGAUGCCCUCAUUUCCAUCAUCUGCCAUCCAAACUGUCCGACUCUCCGUCCUACGCUCCGAACUUCACCAGCUAUAAACUCCCACAAUCCAGAAUCCCGAACCCACCUCUCUCUCUAAUGGAAGGUGCUCUCUUUCAUAACCGGCCGGUGUAUCCCAUCCCGACCGACAGACCCGCCCAACCUAACCCGCCUCUGAAAUUCACUUCAACAACACUGCCGCCCCCUCCUCAAUCCCCGCCUCCUGCCUCGUUCCCCGUAGACACUCUCCUUCAGCACCUUCUUCACCUCUCUUCGCCUCCCAACACCAUCCACAGGCUCAAACCCAUACAUCCAACUCAGCGCAGCAAUACCCGAUUCCCCGCCCAUCACAUUUCGGUUGAUUCGGCCGAGGCAGGGCACGAACUAGCCCAUCCCAAAAUAAUAACUUCAGUUUCAGCCCCACAGUAUGAGAACAACAAAGAAGAGGCUCGACUAGAAAAUGGCACUCUUGAAUUCAUGUCAAUAAAGUGUAAGUUCAUGUUCAAUUCAAUUUUACAACAGCCUUUGACUAGUUUGAAUGCAUUCUUUGAUUCUGUCAAGUUUGAGUUGCGUGAAGUUGAUUUGAUCAGUCUCUUGAAAGCAUUAGACCUUUCGGACAAUCGGGAGAGAGCCUUUUUGUUGAUUGAGUGGGUUUCCAUGAACUUAAGCUCUGAAAAUGUGAAACUGGAUAAUCAGGUUAUUGAAUUAAUGGUUAGGAUUCUUGGGAAAGAGUCGCGGCAUUUGAACGCGUUGAAGUUGUUUGAUGUUAUUCCUGUUGAGGAAUACUCGCUUGAUAUCCGAGCCUAUACCACUAUUCUUCAUGCAUAUUCUCGCACUGGCAAGUACAGAAAAGCAAUCGCUAUGUUUGAGAAGAUAAAGGAAAGUGGUCUCUCCCCUACUUUGGUAACUUACAACGUGAUGCUUGAUGUUUAUGGGAAGAUGGGUCGUUCUUGGAAUAAGAUUUUAGUCCUCUUGGAUGAGAUGAGAAACAAAGGGCUUGAGUUUGAUGAGUUUACUUGCAGUACUGUGAUAUCUGCGUGUGGGAGAGAGGGCCUUUUGAAAGAAGCGAGAGAGUUCUUUGCUGGAUUGAAGUCUCAGGGGUAUGCACCUGGAACUGUUACUUAUAAUUCUCUGCUACAAGUGUUUGGGAAGGCAGGGAUAUUCUCAGAGGCUUUGAGCAUCUUGAAGGAAAUGGAGGAUAAUAACUGCCCACCUGACUCUGUUACUUACAACGAGCUUGUAGCAGCUUAUGUCAGAGCGGGAUUCUAUGAAGAAGGAGCGGCUGUCAUUGACACAAUGACGCACAAAGGAGUAUUUCCCAAUGCUGUUACAUAUACCACUGUGAUAAACGCUCAUGGCAGGGCAGGAAAGGAGGACAAGGCCUUAAGGCUGUUCAACCAGAUGAAGGUGUUGGGUUGUGUUCCUAAUGUAUGCACAUACAAUGCUGUUCUCUCAAUGCUAGGGAAAAGAUCGCGACCAGAAGAGAUGAUAAAGAUACUCUGUGAUAUGAAGUUAAAUGGAUGUGCUCCAAACCGUAUUACAUGGAACACAAUGCUUGCCAUGUGUGGUGACAAGGGUAAACACAAGUAUCUCUCUCGCAUCUUACGGGAAAUGAAGCAUUGUGGUUUUGAGCCAGAUAGAGACACCUUUAACACUUUGAUCAGUGCAUAUGGCCGGUGUGGCUCUCAAGUUGAUGCUGCUAAAAUGUCUGAGGACAUGAUUGAAGCAGGUUUUACUCCGUGUGUUACCACUUAUAAUGCUUUUCUAAAUGCUCUGGCUCGUAGAGGUGAUUAUAGAGCUGCAGAAUCUGUCAUUCUAGACAUGAGAAGUAAGGGUUUCAAGCCAAACGAAACUUCAUACUCACUGAUGCUUCAUUGUUAUGCAAAGGGAGGGAAUAUCAGAGGCAUAGAGAAGAUUGAGAACGAAAUUUAUGAUGGUCCUAUUUAUCCUAGUUGGAUGCUUUUGAGAACUCUCAUUCUUGCAAACUUCAAGUGUAGAGCACUAAUGGGAAUGGAGAGGGCAUUUCUGGAAUUGCAGAAGAAUGGAUAUAAGCCUGAUUUGGUUUUGUUUAAUUGCAUGCUCUCCAUUUUCGCCAAAAAAAACAUGUAUGACAGGGCCCAUGAGAUGCUGCACUUGAUUCACGAGAAUGGGCUGCAGCCAGAUCUCGUGACCUACAAUAGCUUGAUGGACAUGUACGCUAGAGGGGGAGAGUGCUGGAAAGCAGAAGAAGUCCUUAAGGGACUACAAGAAUCUGGUGGGAAACCAGACCUCGUGUCUUACAACACUGUCAUCAAAGGAUUUUGCAGACAAGGGCUCAUGCAGGAGGCCAUAAGAACUCUCUCAGAGAUGACGGCCAGAGGGAUUCGGCCCUGUAUCUUUACAUACAAUACUUUUGUGGCAGGCUAUGUUGGGCAGGGAAUGUUUACAGAAGCGGAUGAAGUAUUAGGCUAUAUGAUUCAGAAUAAUUGCAGACCAAAUGAGCUAACUUACAAGAUUGUAGUGGAUGGUUAUUGUAAGGCGAGAAAAUACAAAGAGGCCAUGGAUUUUGUGUCAAAGAUAAAGGAGAUGGAUAAUUCUUUUGACGAUCAGUUUGAACAGAGACUUGCUACCCGUAUCAGGGAGUUUUUGGAGUCAUGAUUUCGUCCCACAUAUCCACUGGCAUCUUUUUGUUAAUAACUUGGGGAAUACAGAUGCAGAAAUAAGGCCCGUGAAUUGCGAUUUUCAAUCACUCUGUUUGUCCUUAAAACAGUUCAAUGGUUUGAGAAUUUCAGGGGUCACGUCAGAGUCAAGUUCUUCUUGCUCUGAAUAAUGGUAUUUUUAUAGUAGUAGUAUACAACAAGAUGUUGGGAGGCAUUAACCGUGGAGGCGCUUUUAUGGCUAUACGCAAUUGUAAGCCUGUUGGGCUACGUGCCGGGGAUGAUCAUCCUAGUGUGCUGAACGGUAGAGGGCUGAAGAGGCAUUGAUCAGAAAGAGUUUAAUUUCUUUAUUUUUUUGAGUUUGUAAAUUGUAGCUUGUUCCAAAGCUUCUUUUCUGAGUCUAAUAUGAGAAAUGAUUCUUAAUCAGAA
Molecule: messenger RNA, 3229 nt
Organism: Juglans regia (Persian walnut)
Lineage: Eukaryota; Viridiplantae; Streptophyta; Magnoliopsida; Fagales; Juglandaceae
Product: pentatricopeptide repeat-containing protein At2g18940, chloroplastic-like
Exons: 1
Coding region: 264-2801 (845 amino acids)
Molecular function (GO): protein binding
Source: RefSeq, a predicted model, not a curated record